Coregonus sp. 'balchen' is the source of this 10383-nucleotide messenger RNA. The record is from the annotation of a GenBank genome assembly. NCBI's taxonomy places the organism in Eukaryota, Metazoa, Chordata, Actinopteri, Salmoniformes, Salmonidae.
AUGCAGGACAAGACCUACCAGUCUGUGAUGUACGGAGAUGAUGCUACAGAGAUUUCUGCCAAAAUAUUUGAAGUAAGUAAAAUACCGACAUCUCAGUUAUAGGCAAUGUACAUUUUAUACCGUAAUUUAUUACUAGAAUAUGAAGGCUAUCAUUUCAAAAAUAUCGAAAUAUUUAUUGUACUGUACAUUUUUGAUUAAACAUAUAUUUUAUUCUGGGUUUGGAGCAGAUUCAAAGUUAGCUUUCAAAUGAAUAAUCUGACUAAGAAUUCAGUCUGUAGAUGUGGUAGUGUAGACCAGAUCAUAAUACAGUACUGUUCUGAUGUUGCCACAGUGGGCUCUACAAGGUGACUCGGCAGCAUUGAAAAAGCACUCAGCCCACCUAGGGGUCCGUGACUAUGCCAAUGCCAGCCCUCUGCACUAUGCUACCUCACACGGGCACAUUAGCACCAUACAGCUCAUUGUGCAGUUGACUGGUCCAGAUGGUAAGACUUACGUAUUUACUUAUGUAUUUAUGUUAAUAUUAUUAUUAUAUUAAUACAACUUGAAACUUGAAACUAUGUAUUUCUUUAUGCAGUGGUAACACGGGUCAUAGGGAAUAUCUUCCUUGAAACAUCAUAUUUUUUUGUGCCAUAUUGUUCCAUAAAUCUUUUUAAAAAAGUUGUAUCAAUCAUAUGGCGCAGUGGUCUAAGGCACUGCAACGCAGUGCUAACUGUGCCACUAGAGAUCCUGGUUCGAAACCAGGCUCUGUCGUAGCCGGCCGCGACCGGGAGACCCAUGGGGCGGUGCACAAUUGGCCCAGCGUCAUCCAGGGUAGGGGAGGGAAUGGCCGGCAGGGAUGUAGCUCAGUUGGUAGAGCAUGGCGUUUGCAAUGCCAGGGUUGUGGGUUCGAUUCCCACAGGGGGCCAGUAUGAUUUAUUUUUAUUUUUAUAAUAAUAAUGUAUGCACUCACUAACUGUAAGUCGCUCUGGAUAAGAGUGUCUGCUAAAUGACUAAAAUGUAAAAAAAAAUAUGGUAUUGAUGUAUUGAAAAAAAAAAGAUCUCUAUCUGUGACCUUGGUGAAGAACUGAGUGCCAGUGAUGAGGAGGGCAACACUGCAUUGCACUGGGCUGUGCAGAGGACCCAGAGAGAGAGCUGUGCUUGCCUGCUGGACCUGGGAGCCAACCCGAACAUCCUUAACCUCAGCCUCAUGUCUCCCCUACACCUGGCUGUCAGCCUCGGGCAGAACUCUCUCAUUGAGGUCCGUCCCCUACCGUCACCUCUACUCUAGUACACCGCAAUUAUAACACACCUCUAUUCUUUAAUACAACACUAUUAUACUUCUAGACUUCUAGCUAGCUCACCUCUAUGUAGGAUACUAUUAUUUAUUCAGUCUAACAUAUAUUAUAUAAUAUUAGCGGUGGCAGUUAGCCUAGUGAUUAGAGCGUUGGGCCAGUCACCGCAAGGUUGCUGGUUUGAAUCCCAGGACCGACAAGGUGAAACAUCUGUCAUUGUGCCCUUGAGCAAGGAACUUAACCCUAAUUGCUCCUGUAAGUCACUCUGGAUCAGAGUGUCUGUUAAAUGACUAAAAUGUAAGAAGAAAAGUCUGAUGUAUAUGAUACAAUAUUAUAUGUAAUUGUGUUUUUCCACAGCUGUUACUGUCUCACAGCAACACCGAUGCCAACCUGGAGGGAGACCUGGGAAACACACCUGUAAUGUUGGCCUGCUGUGUUGAUAACCAUGAAGCUCUCCGUCUACUUGUGUGUGAAUAUUGAAUAUAUGGCCACUGUAUAAUUUUCAAAUUGUGUGAUCUUCCAUGUUUGAACAAGGAGACAUGUGUGAUUAAUUGUUCAUUAUUGGUGUCCUACAUUAGUGCUUUUGUAAUGUAACUCCUACCAACGGCACUAAUUUCCCCUGCUGUUCUCAGUUUAAAUACGGAGCCAGACUAUGUCAACAGAACAAGCUGGGGCAUUAUCCCAUUCACGCAGCAGCCUUUGCAGGGGCAAAAAAAUCAAUGCAGGUGGUUCUUCAGAAAGGUAAAUAAGAAACAUAUGUCUCCGAGCCCCAAUGUCCCUCCUACUGAAGAUAAUGUUUUAUAUUUUGGUAAUGAAACGAUAUUCAUCACAUAAUUCUUACUCACUAAUUUUCUCUGCUGAAGGUGAGGAGAUGGGUUACUCAAUUGAAACGCACAUCAACUAUGUGGACAAAUCAUUCAGUACUCCUCUUCAUCUGGCCGUCCGUGGAGGCAACCUGGAGAUGAUCAAGCUCUGCAUAGAACAGGGAGCAAAAAUCGACCAACAACAGGUAUGUCAGCUGGUGAUGAUGAAGUUAAGAACCUUUUAAUAUGUAAAUAAUCAUUCAAACUGCACCUACAAAUAUCAUAUAACGUAUAUUCAUGUAUCUGGAUUUCAACAUCUAACAUAAAAAUAACUUUGGUUCUUUCUCAGAACCAUAGACAAAAGCAUAUAUUUCGAAGUGUAAUAAGACAAAUUAGAAACCUUAAUGAUCAUUUUCUUCCAACAGAAAACAAUGUAAAUAUCACAGGCAUUCAUUUGAAAGGUUCUUAGAACUGAGGUUAUUACAAUGUGGUACAGGAAGUACAUUUUUUUACAUUUUAGUCAUUUUAGCAGACGCUCUUAUCCAGAGUGACUUACAGUUAGUGAGUGCAUACAUUUCUUUUUCAUACUGGUCCCCUGUGGGAAACGAACCCACAACCCUGGCGUUGCAAACGCCAUGCUCUACCAACUGAGCUACACGGGGGACUAUAGGUUAUUAUGCAUCCAUAAGCAUCCACCCAUAAUUAGUACAUUAUCAGUUCAUGUUACUCCCACGAGACAUUGGAAGAUGACCACUAAAUCUAAUCUGUAAUCUGUAAUAUCCUGACAUCAUUUCAAAUUGGUCUGAUUCAUUGUAAUUUAUGAUAUUUUUAUUUAACCUUUAUUUAACUAGGCGAGUCAAUUAUCUGUCAUGUCGGUUUUUUUUUUUUUUUUUUUUUGGGGGGGUGGGGGGAAUGGAUCAGCUUAAUAUUGCAGAUAGAUUGUAUCUUCUAUCAAUGUAAUUGUCUGCAUCACUUCCAAUCCCCCAUGUUUUUAUAUAUAUAUAUAUAUACUCCCCUUUAUUACUUUUCAACCCCACCAUCCUUUCCCUACUUGGAGUAAAUUAGUGAACAACAAUGCCCAGGCCUCUACUUCCGGUCUAUACUUACUAUCUACACCUUAUGGACAGAGUUAAUUUUACAAUAAUUAUAUAUAUAUAUAUAUAUAUAUAUAUAUAUAUAUUUAUUUUUUUGCUCCUGAACUUCUUCUACUCUCAACCUCUCCGAUCAUUUUCAUGAUGUCCAUCCGGUUUGCUUCUAUAUGCCAUAUCUUUCUAACUGUGCUCUUUCCCAAAAGCUCCCAACAUACAACCUAUAUACUUAUUAUGGACACAGUAUGCUUACAUUAUUAGCUAUUAUCUGUCAUGUCUUUGUGUUUCGCUUUACAGUGUGACAAAUCCACAGCCCUCCACUUUGCCUGCACCCAGGGAGCAACCGAGGCCGUCAAACUGAUGCUAUCAGCAGAUGAUAGAGUCUGUGAUGUCAUCAAUAUCACAGAUGGAGCUUGCCAAACCCCACUGCAUAAGUAAGAUACUAUAGUGUACACCGUAUGCAUUUUCAUUGGACAAUAUUUUGGGGUACAAAUUAUAUCCUGCUUUCUUACUUUUUUAUCAUGUUUUUCACCAACAGGACAACAAUAUUUGACCAUGUGGAAUUGGCUGAAUACCUCAUUUCAAAGGUAAACAGAACAUGAAAAGAACCAGCUUAAAGAGAACAGCAUGAAUAUUUCCGGUGUUUCACAAUCUUAUCAUAUUCAUAUUUCUUCUUUGACAGGGCGCAGACAUUAACUCCAUUGACUGUAAGGGACAUACCCCACUGCUUUUGGCAACAAGUUGCAGUGCAUGGAAAACAGUGAGCCUUCUUCUUACACAUGGUAAGUUUCUCAAAGAAAGGCGUACAUUUAUGUCUCUCACAUUUAGUUGACACUAUUGUAUGGUUUGUCAUAAUCAUGUUCAUUAUCUCCUAUUUUAGAGGCUAAUUUGAAAAUAAAAGACAAACAUGGCUGCAAUUUCCUUCACCUUGCCAUCUUGCAGCCUAAAGGUCUGAAAAACCUUUCUCCAGAAUUCUUAAAGGUAAUAUUCUAUAAUUCAUCUACCUGACAGAACUUUUAAUAACAAUGAUGAAGCCUCCAAAAGGACCCUAAGGUCCAUGUACAUUUUUUUAAAGUCAUAAAUUCUCAAUAUUACAAAGAUGAGCUCAUAUUUGUUUUAUUCUUGUGGGGAUCUUGUAGGAAGAUGUAGUGCAUUAAUGCCACCUAGUGUAGAGAAGUUUAAACAAAUCCAACACUGUUAGGCUUUGUAUUGAAGAUAAAAUAAUGAGACCAUGUAUUUUCUUGUAACAUGUAGAAUCAAACAAUCACUAUUUACAAAUCAUUGUUCGAUCUAGAGGGCAGUUUACACUUUGUUUGUUAAACUCCUGAGAUGACAAAGUUCUCAUAUCGUCUGUUCCUACACAGUGCAGCAGUGUGAGAGAGCUCCUGGAUGCGGAGGACAAUGAGGGUUGUACUCCAAUGCACUAUGCCUGCAGACUGGGCAUCCCAGAGUCAGUGAAGAACAUGCUCAGACUGAAAGUCUCACUGGACCAGAAGUCUAAGCACAAGAAAUCUGCACUGCAUUUUGCAGCCGAGUGAGUUACUUCUGAAUAAAUUCAACCCUCUAAACCUUUAAUACAUGACUGACCAGUUGACUUAUCUUUAAAGCAGCAAUCAGCAGUAGAAACAAUAACAAAGCGUUCUCCCCAUCCCCUGAGGGAUGGGGCUGGAGGAAUGUAAUCGCUCUCAAAUUCAUAGACAGAGGUAUGGAUGCAAGGAUUGACCAUCUAUGAUAUCAAAAUUAUAGUUGUAACCAUGUAUAGUGUUUGUUUACAUUUUCUUUGUUUACAAACAUUGGAGUAAAACAAGCUUACAUUUUGGGUUCUGAUGGGGUACGACAGUUGAACUAAGCUCAUGAGGCAUUUAUAAGUUAUAUUCUUCAAGAAUCAAUGGCUACAUAUCAUUAAUUUAUAAGUCCAAAAAUGUAUGUAACAACUGCUGAUUGCCCCUUUAAGGCAAUAAAAGGCAAUUAUAUAUAUUAUGUUAUUUAUAUUAUAGAAUAUUUGUCUUUGAUAACUUUUUCAUGAGCAUUCUUUUCUAUUCCAGGUAUGGGAGGAUAAACACCUGCCACAGACUCCUGGAGAGCAUGACCAGCACCAGGCUGCUGAAUGAGGGAGAUGAGAGGGGGAUGACUCCCCUCCACCUGGCCUCCCGUGGCGGCCAUGUUAAAGUGGUGGACCUGCUGCUGCGGAAAGGAGCUCUGUUCCACAGGUACAGUACUUCAGACCUGCUACACACACACACACACACACACACACACACACACACACACACACACACACACACACACCAUUAUUACCCUCAAUUACACUACGGUCUGUUGAGUGAAAACCAGGGUCUCUAUCUUUUUACUACGUUUUCCAUUUUGAAUUAGCUGCAGUAGUAAUGAAUGUUUACUGUAUGCCAUUGCAGUGAUUAUAAAGGUUGGACAUGUCUACAUCACGCUGCAGCAGAGGGAUAUACCCAGACCAUGAUCAUACUCCUGGGAUCAAAUAUCAAACUGCUGGACAAAACAGAUGAAGACAGGGUUUGGUUUCUCUCAUUUUCCACAUUCCCUUACCCUGUCAUCCUGCUCUUUCUCCUGUUUCCUUUGCUUGAGGGAGUAUGAUGUCUAUGUUGAAAUACAGAGGAAGUCUUCCACAUAUAGAUAUCAUUCUUCUUUCUAAAAAAGUCAAUCUAAAGGUUAUUGUUGCAGUUAUAUACAAUCCUCUGUUCUAAUUUCAAAGUGCUAUGUUUUACUUUUGGUGCAGAACACAGCGUUACAUCUGGCUGCCAGGGAGGGCCAUGCGGCUGCAGUGACACUGCUCCUGGACAGGGGGGCCCAGAUAAUGCUCAACAAGAGUGAUGCCUCCUUCCUCCACGAAGCUGUUCUCAACGGCAGGAAAGACGCUGCCAUCGCUGUCAUCCACAAUGAGAGGUUGGUCCAGUGUUGUAAGAUACAGUGGAUACUUUAUCUCUUAACUACUUACAGUAUGUGCUGUUAUGAUGCUUUGACAGUACAGUGAUGUGUUUGAUGAUUGCUAUUCAGUUGGAUUGCAUGACAAUGUCAUGUUGACAUGUACAAUAUAACCUAUUUGUUUCAGAUGUGCAGAGGCUAUGCUAUUGUUCGAACUGAAGUCAACUAAGCGAUGCGUUGUCAUGGACAUGAUAGAGUUCCUGCCAGAGUCAUUCAAGGUUAGUUGUAUCCAACAAACUAUGCAUUAAGGAAACUAUCAUAAAGGAAAUGGAUACAAAACUCUCCCAUUUCCCAGUCAAUGGUGCAAUGUUUCUCCACAGCAUCUUUUGGACACUUGUAUGAAGGAGUCAGAUGAUGACAUAAAUAGUAACAACUACUCUGUAAGUCUGUUCUCUCUAUUCUGUAUCUGAUAUUACUUAUUUAAAACUCAGAUUCAUUAUUGCUUAAUCAAAUUCUAAAAAACUUUCCAGUUAGAGGAUGUGUUGUAAUGUAAUAUAAUGUAAUAAAAAAUGUUUUAUACAACAGAUCGAGUACACUUUCAGAUGGCUACAAGCUCCCAUGCAUGUCAUUAAGCUUGCAAAAGCAGACAAAAGCUACGACUUCCAGCCUCUCACUGCUCUGAACGUGAGUGCCCACUGUAAUACUGUAGACUGAACUUCACAGUUUUCAAACAUGGUAUUUUUCUCCAGAGUUAAGGGCAAUGAAGUUACCCCAACUAACAUUUUAAAACAAAACAGUGCAAUAUUAAGAACAGGUCAUUGGUGUACUUGUCAUUCUCACAACACAACAUUGCUGGAUAAAGGAAACAAAAACAUAAUUAUCUGAUAUGUUGUCAAAGUGUUUAUAUUGCUUUUUUACUAGUACAUGGUGAAAUUUAAUCGCAUAGAGCUUUUGACCCAUCCUGUCUGCAAGAAGUAUCUGGAAAUGAAAUGGUGAGUGACUGCUAGACUGCAUAUACCUGUAUAUUAUGCAUUAACGUUAUCAUCAUACUACUGUCUCCAACACUGUAAAUAUUGGCAACAUCAAAUUAAAGGUCAUGUAUGCCAAGCUACCGAAUAUAGUAGGUCAUAUACAAAAUAUAUUAAUGCAUAGUCACCUACGAAUACUCACCAAAUAGUUUAUUUUAUCUGUUUAGGAAUGCCUAUGGUAUAAAAGUGCACCUGCUCCAUCUGGCCUUCUACUCACUUGGUCUCUGUCCACUGACACACAUCAUUCAUACUCUGAAGCCUAUCCUCAACACCAAUGUCACCAAUACCACGACAUCAUCAUCAUCAUCAUCAUCAUCAUCAUCCGUUAGCAUUGUGACCACAUCAUUUGACAAGGUGCAGUUUGAGAUCUGAUUACAUCCACAACAAGAUAUUAGACUUAUUUUCAAGUGUAUGUCUUUGACUCACACACCCAGUUCAAUAAUAACUUCUCCAUCUUCACAGCAAUGCUACAUAAUCACCACAUGCAUGUUCUUGCUUCUUGCCAUGAGUCUGUGCGCAGUUGGCAAGGAGCUUGUGCAGAUAGUUCAGCAGGUAAUCAUGGAAAUCUAAAGCUGUUCUAAAUACAGUAGCCCUAAUCCAUGAUAUGUGAUUUAUCUGGUAGUGUGAUUUCAAAUAUAUUGUAGCAACGUUAACCCAACACCUGGCGACCUCAUCAAGGGGUUUGGAUCUUUUGGCGUAACGGCUAAGGUGUUGGGUUGACAGUUGCUGGACCGGGGUUUGAGUCCCAGUCAGUGCUACCACUUGGAAUUUGCUACAAUAUUGAAAAAUAAGUUCAUGUGAUUUGUUUCUAUUCAAGGGUUCAAAGUACUUCUGUGAUGUGACCAAUGCAUUGGACUGGGGUGCUGCCGUCAGUUCUCUGUUGUUUGUGAUCCCUUUCCUGAUGGACUCGAAGGACACAUGGCAUUGGGAGGCUGGUGUAGUGGCAGUUCUUCUAUCCUGGAUCAAUGUUCUCCUCUAUUUCCAACGGUAUGGAGACUGAAAGUUAUUUUUGCCAUAAAAUAGUGUAGGUUUACUGAGACCCAUCUUUGAAGAAACAUUUAUUUAUAUAAAUUGAUUAAAUACAUUUUUUGAUCAACAAAAGCAAUUUUAACAAAUACAAUUGCUCUUGGUCCACAGGUUUGAACGUGUUGGGAUCUACGUGGUGAUGUUUUUAGAGAUUGCAAAAACUCUUAUAAGCAUCAUUGUACUCUUUUUCUUCCUGCUGCUGGCAUUUGCCUUGGCCUUCUAUGCCCUGAUGCUAGACCAUGUAUGUUUACAGGACCAUAUAGAUAUAACAAUGUUUUAUCUCUAUGUGAAGAACAUUGUAUUGUGUCUGUGAAUUGUUUCUUCUGUGAAAAUCUGUUUAAAAUGGCAGAUAACUUGUAUUUGUAUAAUGCAUUCUUACAAUUACAUGACUUUAUGCAUUGUUAUUCCCAGAAACUUUUAGAAAAUAGAGCUAGCAUACUGCUAGUAAUCAUGCAAACAUUUGUCAUGAUGGUUGGAGAACUCAACUACCAAGAAAAUGUCCUGAAGCCAUUUCUGGGAGGGAUCCUGCCAUUCCCUUAUUUGACCUACAGCAUUUUUGUUAUGUUCACGUUUGCUGUGCCCAUUCUCCUCAUGAACCUAAUGGUAAGUCCUAAAACCCUACAUUAAGCCAUAUACCUAUACUCGCUUUAUAAACUACUGAUGCUUCAUUGCAACUACAUGACUACAUUUUGUGUGACAGAUUGGCUUGGCUGUUGGUGACAUAGCAGAGGUACAGGCGAAUGCUGAGCUGAAGCAAAUUGGAAUGCAGGUGUGUUAUACUUCUUUGUCGUCCUUUUUCAAACUCAUAAAGCAUUUUCAAAAUCUUUACUAGUGAUUGACUGCCAGGAUUUUAAAAUAAGGCAUACAGAGCCGUGAAAGAGUAUUUGCCCCCUUUCUGAUUUUCUCUAUUUUUGCAUAUUUUAUAGUGAAUGUUAUCAGAUCUUCAACCAAAACCUAAUAUUAGAAAAAGGGAACCUGAAUUUACAAAUAACAAAAAUUGAUACUUAUUUUAUUUAUUUAAUUAACAAAGUUAUGCAACACCCAAUUCCCCUGUGUGAAAAAGUAAUUGCCCUGUUACACUCAAUAACUGGUUGUGCCACCUUUAGCUGCAAUGACUGCAACCAAAUGCUUCCUGUAGUUGUUGAUCAGUCUCUCACAUCGCUGUGGAGGAAUUUUGACCCACUCUUGCAUGCAGAACUGCUUUAACUCAGCGACAUUUGUGGACUGCUCGUUUCAAGUCCUGCCACAAAAAUAGAGAAAAUCAGAAAGGGGCAAAUACUUUUUCACGGGACUGUAUAUUAUAAACCAUUAUUCAACAGAUUGAGCUUCACACUAGUCUGGAAGAGAAGAUGCCGUACUGGUUAAUGAAGAGGGUUGACCAGACCUCGCUCACAGAGUACCCUAACAGAGCCUGUGGCAGAAAGGUGUGUCCCUUCUACAAGUGGUCAUUUUUUUCAAGAAUAUGUUGCUAACUGUCAUUUGAAUGUUUGUAUAAAAUUGAAGGGCUUUCAAACUAAAGAACAUAAAUAUUUUGAGAUCUUCUCAAAGGACUUUAAAUUAUUUAAUACAGGACUUUCUUUAGUUUAUAUAUUGAUGAUCUAUAUAUAUCAUUUUUGAAUCACUUAGUUUAAAGGAUUGUUUAAUUAACUAAUAUUCCACAUGGAGACAUGGAGGUUGUCCAAGCCCAUCAUAAGACACUGUUAGUAUUUGUUAUGGGAGGUGCUUGGUAAACGACAUAGUCAUGAAUAGUUUGAAUCUCCUUUAACAGAGAGAAAUGUUAUUUUCAAUGCUGGAUAUGGCGCAUGAGAGAACCACUCUCAACCUCACCUCCCAUCCAUCUACACCUAUGGAACAGGAAAUCAGUAAACAGAAGUACAGGUAAGGACUUAGUUCACACCAGUUGUUUGUUUGACCUUAUUUAAAUACAAUAGCAGAGCAAUACACUACAAGUAUUAACAUUAAUUUGUUUAUCUGUAUUUAAGUAUAAAAAAAUGUAUGAGUAUUAUUUAAAUGUUUUAUUAAGCACUUCAAUUCUACACUCUUUUUGAGACUAUUCAAAUAGAUAAUCUAUUCAUUCUCUAGGUUGAAGGAAAUGUCUAAUAUUAUUGAGAAGCAGCACAACCUUCUGAAGCUGAUCGUUCAGAAGAUGGACAUCAGUUUGGAGGCGGAAGAGGACGACGGUCCUCAGCUGUUCCAGGACUACAGGGACAAGCACCUCCCCUGCCAGAGCAAAUGGAACCCUCUGCUGAGGGCACUGGCAGCCAGGAAGUAA